UUUCCUAUUCCUUUUCCUUUCAACUUUCCAAUCGUCUAGUUGUCACGUGCUCUAUUAAUCAUCUCAUAUUGUACCUCUAAAUCUCUCUGAAAGCAGUUUGGCAAAUUGAAACGCAAAGCAAACCGAAAAUGGAUGCUUCCAACCCUAACCGUGAGCCCUCGGAUGCCUCCAUCAUCAAGCUUGAAUCCUCGGAUGGGGUGAUCUUUCCGACGCAAUUUCGAGUCGCCAAGGUCUCCGAAACCAUCAAGACCAUGUUGGCGGUCUCUGCCUUGGAAAACGGCGAGAAUCCAAUUGUGCCGCUGCCCAAUGUGGACGCGUUCAUCCUAAAUAAGAUUUUAAUCUGGGCCGAUCACCACAAGAACGAUGAUGCCCAGGCAACGGAGGGUGUGGAGGUGAUCCCGGGAAGCCCACCUGUCAUCUCCCCAUGGGACGCCAACUUCAUUAACGUCGAUCUACCCAUCUUGUUCGAAAUCAUACAGGCCGCCAAGUAUCUGGAGAUCAAGGACCUAGUGGAUCUCUGUUGCAAGACGGUGGCCAAUAUGAUUCGGGGCAAGACUCCCGAGCAGAUCAGCCGCAUCUUCAACAUCCAAAGAGACUUACCGAGCACGACAUCCCAGAGGGGCGAGGAGCUGUGAGGCACAGUCUCUUUCGGACCAAAUCCAGUUGGGACACCUGGAGAAGAAGAGGAGAAAACUUUCUGCACUGGAACCCCACUUUGUUGACAACUUUUUGGUUUACCUGAAUAAAUGUGAAUUCCAGUGUUGUGAAAAGUA
This is a messenger RNA of Drosophila sechellia, 773 nucleotides long. RefSeq names its product SKP1-related D (gene SkpD). The transcript has a single exon. Gene Ontology annotation, biological process: ubiquitin-dependent protein catabolic process. The record is from RefSeq and is a predicted model, not a curated record. NCBI's taxonomy places the organism in Eukaryota, Metazoa, Arthropoda, Insecta, Diptera, Drosophilidae. Bases 129 to 635 code for a protein of 168 amino acids.